Molecule: messenger RNA, 2117 nt
Organism: Myotis lucifugus (little brown bat)
Lineage: Eukaryota; Metazoa; Chordata; Mammalia; Chiroptera; Vespertilionidae
Gene: ODAD2
Product: armadillo repeat containing 4
Exons: 10
Coding region: 64-1773 (569 amino acids)
Molecular function (GO): protein binding
Source: RefSeq, a predicted model, not a curated record
UUCUGUGGCAUGGUGUUUUCAUAGGGAGGAAAUCAGACAGCUACAGUGAUUGCAUUGUGUUCAAUGAAGGAUUUCAACUUAGCGCAAGAGACCUGCCAGUUGGCAAUCAGGGAUGUUGGAGGCCUUGAAGUUUUAAUCAAUUUACUUGAUACAGAUGAAGUCAAAUGUAAGAUUGGUUCAUUAAAAAUCCUGAAGGAAAUCAGUCAUAAUCCUCAAAUCAGACGUAAUAUUGUUGACCUUGGGGGCUUACCAAUUAUGGUUAAUAUACUUGAUUCUCCACAUAAGAGUCUGAAAUGUUUGGCAGCUGAGACAAUUGCGAAUGUUGCCAAGUUUAGAAGAGCCAGGUGGGCAGUGAGACACCAUGGGGGCAUCACUAAACUGGUCGCUCUACUCGACUGUGCACAUAAUUCUGCAGAACCUGCUCAGUCGAGUCUGUAUGAUGCCAGAGACGUGGAAGUGGCUCGCUGUGGGGCGCUGGCACUGUGGAGCUGCAGUAAGAGUUAUGCGAAUAAAGAAGCCAUUCGUAAGGCUGGGGGCAUUCCGUUGUUGGCUCGGUUGCUGAAGACGUCUCAUGAAAACAUGCUGAUUCCGGUGGUGGGGACUUUACAAGAAUGUGCAUCAGAGGAAAACUACCGAGCUGCAAUCAAAGCAGAAAGGAUAAUUGAAAAUCUGGUAAAGAACCUAAAUAGUGAGAAUGAGCAGCUGCAGGAACACUGCGCCAUGGCCAUCUACCAGUGUGCUGAAGAUGAAGAUACCCGUGACCUGGUUAGGAUGCACGGAGGACUUAAACCCCUGGCCAGUCUGCUCAAUAAAACCGACAAUAAAGAACGUCUGGCUGCUGUCACAGGGGCAAUAUGGAAAUGUUCCAUCAGCAAAGAGAAUGUGACCAAGUUUCGGGAAUACAAAGCCAUUGAAACUUUAGUGGGACUUUUAACUGACCAGCCCGAAGAAGUUCUUGUGAAUGUGGUGGGCGCACUGGGAGAAUGUUGUCAAGAAUAUGAAAACCGAGUUAUUGUCCGGAAAUGUAGUGGCAUUCAACCACUUGUGAACCUCCUCGUUGGAAUAAACCAUGCUCUUCUUGUCAAUGUCACAAAAGCAGUUGGUGCAUGUGCAGUAGAUCCCGAAAAUAUGGCGAUAAUUGAUCGCUUAGAUGGAGUUCGUUUGUUGUGGUCCUUGCUGAAAAACCCCCACCCAGAUGUGAAGGCCAGCGCUGCUUGGGCCCUCUGUCCCUGCAUCCAAAAUGCUAAGGAUGCUGGAGAAAUGGUUCGUUCCUUUGUUGGUGGUUUGGAACUUGUUGUCAAUUUACUGAAAUCAGAUAAUAAAGAAGUUUUGGCAAGUGUAUGUGCUGCUAUUACCAAUAUAGCAAAAGAUCAAGAAAAUUUAGCUGUCAUUACAGAUCAUGGAGUUGUCCCUUUAUUGUCCAAACUAGCCAAUACAAAUAACGAUAAACUCAGGCGUCAUCUAGCAGAAGCCAUUUCAUGCUGCUGUAUGUGGGGCAGAAACAGAGUGGCCUUUGGUGAAAACAAGGCAGUGGCUCCAUUGGUGCGUUACCUGAAGUCGAAUGACGCCAAUGUGCAUCGAGCAACAGCUCAGGCCUUGUACCAACUCUCAGAAGAUGCCGAUAACUGCAUCACCAUGCAUGAAAAUGGCGCAGUCAAGCUUCUACUGCACAUGGUUGGGUCCCCUGAUCAGGACCUCCAGGAAGCUGCAGCUGGUUGCAUAUCUAACAUCCGCAGGCUGGCUCUUGCUACGGAAAAGGCACGAUACACUUGAAAUUUGAAUAGACAUUUCAAGCUAUCAAAUUUUACAUGACACAGAUCAUAUCACUCCCAUGGCCAGGAAGCUGAAAUUAGGAAACAUUUAUUAGCAGACCCUUUACAAGCAGACAAAUGCCUGAAUGAAAACAUAUGGAUGAAAAAUAUGAAGGAUAUUGUUCAUGCAAAAACUGCAUGGAUAUUUUUGUUCUAUUUAAUGUUUUAAGGAUUUGUAUGUAAUGAAAUGUAAAGCCAAUAAAUUUUUGAUGAUUUUCCAGGAAUCUGAGAAUAUAUAUAUCCAGUAUUUUUUUUUCAGUGAUGCUUUUGUAUUUGUGAAAAUUUUAAUAAAAGAUAUGGACUUCC